Molecule: messenger RNA, 4016 nt
Organism: Neocloeon triangulifer
Lineage: Eukaryota; Metazoa; Arthropoda; Insecta; Ephemeroptera; Baetidae
Exons: 11
Coding region: 162-3812 (1216 amino acids)
Biological process (GO): proteolysis
Molecular function (GO): protein binding; cysteine-type endopeptidase activity
Source: RefSeq, a predicted model, not a curated record
GGAUAAGGCCAGCUGAAGGGUUUGCUUUCAUUUUCAAUUCUAGACAAUGCCUUAAUAGAAAGAGCUUUUGUCGGUCGGGCCGCAGUCCUCAUCAUCAUUUAAGCACUUAUUUGUGUCCUGGGAAUAAAUUCUGACUGGCUUUGGCAUGUAACGUCUCAAAAAUGUCAAUUUCAUUGGGUGACAAUAUACAUAAAGGAUCUGAAAAAGGCUAUCCGAAAGCCAACUUGGGAUAUUUUCAGUCUGGCCAGGAAACUGAAAAUGCAGACAAUGUUUUCGUACUCGUUGUGCACUAUGACUUUAAGGACACCAAAGGGUCAUUAGCACCGAGAUUAGGUGACGAGAAGGAUGUUGAAAAUCUAAGGGUGGCAUUUGAGAAGAACAGAAAUUGCGCGUUCCGCGAGUUGUUGUCGCCGAAAAAGGAUGACCUGCUCAAUUUUCUUAAAGACGAGCACAAUCUGAAGCUUUACUUCGGCGCCCCCCCAGAUGAACCUGCCGUUUUCUUUUUGAUAAUUUUGUCGCAUGGAACAGAGGACGGAGUCAUUUUCACAGACACUGUUCUCAGUUUAAAUACAAAAGAUGAGUACGAGACCUUCACCACAGAAGAUGUUUUUAAGUCUAUUAGAGACUUAUUUCCAAAGUGUCUUAAGGGCAUAUUCUUUGGGCCCUGCAGAGGCUCAAUAGAGGAAAGAAUUGAGAAAUGUUAUCACACUCAAUCAGAAACCAAGAGGGAAAUAGAGCACGCAAAAAAUAGAAACUCGUGCAGAAUUACCUUUGAGCCAAACAUGCGCAACCUUGUCAUCUUAUAUUCAACAGUUGAGACAACAGUGUCACAAAGGCGUGUAAACACAGGCACUUGGCUUGUGGAAUGUUUGUGCGAGCAUUUGAAUAAAAUGGGGCAGAACGAAGAUGUUCUACAAUUUUUUACAGCAAUACAAAACAAAAUUCAUCACAAGCCAUUUGCUGAAUCCGGUUCAAAAGGCCAGACUCCGGAAUUAAAAAUGUUCACUUGCGACAGAAGAUUCUUUUUCCAUGUCCUUGGCCCAAAUAAUGCUGUCGCUGGUACAUCAAGGUCUGGAUCAGACUCAAAAUUCGUAAAGAUUGAAAGCCAAGUGGAAAAGCCGCAGUCUAUUCAAUUCGAUUGGUGGGAUUCUGAUUUAAAUGCGGCUCUCAGAGGCAGAAGUGCAGUUAUUUUCCACCAAGGGGAAAAAACUAUAUAUGUGUCAAAAUUGGAAGCUGCCCUUAAUAUAAAUCUUGGAUUUGACACUAAAACUGUCAUAAUUGACAAAGAACUGGAAGACUAUUUUACAAAUAGAAACAAACAAUCUUGGAGAAAUUACGGUUGUUUUGCUGCCUUUUUCUUUGCCGAGAUCGCAGAAAAGGGUGGUGAAGUCUGCAUUCAAGUGAGUGAAAAUGUAAGUAUACCAGUCGGCAAGUUGCUCCACAGAUUGCUUGGUCCUAAAAACGAUGGCUGGAUUGGAAAACCAAAACCCUUUUUCCUACUUAACACAAAAUUCGCAACAACAGACUGUGCAAUUAUGGCAAAAAGAUUGAAACUAGAGGAAAUUAUUCUUCCAGCGACCAAAAAUAGUGGUUGGAUGGUGCUCAUUCUUCAAAAUAUAGAUAUACCCCAAAUCGAAAAGUUCGUUGAUAUCUUUCAAAGUCAAGAAAUCAAACAAAUAAGCUCGUCUAGAAGCCUUCAAGAUUACCUCGUCGAUUUUCUGAUUGCACGGCCGUGUAAUUAUGCAGGAAAUGGUCCUGAUGCAAUGAUGGUAUCAACUUUGCAUUGCCUGUUGAAUUUUCCACAGUUGGAUAAAAGCUUUGUAAAACCAAUAUUCACUGUAGAUUACAAAGCAGACAAAGAAACAUGGGAUGGAUUUGUACAAAAAUGUAUUACACAAGAAAAUCAAAUUUUCUUGCUUCCAUCGUUUCCAGGAUCUGGAAAGUCGACAGUGAUGCGCGAGUUGGCUUUUGAAAUGGAAAGAAAAUUGGAAGGAGCAACCAAAAUCUUUCUGGUUAUCCUUAUUCAAACCUCGCAUCUUUUUUACGCCGCUAAAAGAGAAGGAAAAGUUCCAUCACUCGCCUCGAUUGUCUCCCACGCGACAGGAACCCGAGAAAUAGAAAUUCAAAAUUUAAUUCAUGAAAAGAAAAUAAUGUUGUUAUUCGACGGAUUCGACGAAAUUUACCCUCUUUACCGAAAUCAAGUGCGUCAAGUUUUUGCUGAAGCGGUACUAGAAAAAGUGCCCUUGUGGGUUUCAACGCGACCGCACAUAGAAGGCGAAAUUUUUGCAAAGCCCGGAACAGGAAACAAAAUUUGCAGAGUACAAAUUAUGCCUCUUGACGAUGAUCAGCAAAUCGAGUUUUUGUGUAUGACUUCAAAAAAACCUUAUGAUGAAUGCAGACGUCGGAUCAAUUUCUACAGAGUAAAUGGAUCAAAAGAUAUACUGGAAAACCGUCUUCACUUGAAAAUGAUCGCUGAACUUGAUUACAAAGAAUGGACCAACUUGUAUGAAAUUUAUGAAGAAAUUGUACAACAAAAAUUGAAGUUUGUGCUAAAUGACAAUCUUUCGGCUUUUCAGCGCAAAUCUGAUGAUUUUUACACGAAACUGAAGCAACUUGCUGUGCAAUUUCUAUUCAAUGGCGGGAUAUGUGUAGUAUUAGAAUAUCCUAACAAUGGAAUUGUUACAAUCAGCAAUGGACGCGCCCAGUUUGUUCAUCAAACGUUUGCCGAAUUCCUUGCAGCUGCCCAUUUUGUCGAUUGGUUGCACUGUGAAGACGAAAAAAUGCCGUUUGAUAUUUUCAAGAAAGAAGUCUUCCGUCAAGUCCGCAAUUUCAUUAAUAUGAAAAUUCGUUCAAUGAUUGACGAUUCAAAAGUUCAAUUAGCGCUGGAAAGGUACUUGCAACAAUGCCUUACUAAAUUUAGUCUUGAAAACUUUAUCCUCAGAGAAAAGCUGGAUGCAUUUGCCUCAGUCGCUGUAAAUCUGAUUACUUUUAUUCAGACCGACAAAAAUCAACUAAAUUACGUUACGACCAACGAACUAUUGGUGUUGGCCUGUAAACGGGACGAGAACUUUGCAUUGCAACUUUUAAAUAAAGGCGCUUAUGAAAAGUUAACUAACCAAAACACUUGUACUGUAGAAAUGCUUGCUGGUGCAAUAAGAAAUAAUUUUGUACGACUCUUUUCCAAAAUACAAGAAAAGUGGAUGGACCUAGUGCAAAAAGAUAAAAGCUCGAUAAAUCAAGCCGUUAUAGAGGCGGUGGGAGAAAAUCACCACAAAAUUUUGCAGUUGUUGCUCGAGAAAGGAAUUGUAAACGCAAGUGAUAAAGACAAUUUUCAAGCGGCACUGAGAACUGCUGUUGAGAGGAACAGUGUCGAGUGCGUUCAGUUUCUGAUUGAAAAUACGCCACGUACUGCAUUCCUUGACGUUACUGCUUUCGGAAGUGAUGGUUUUUUGAUUAACAUUGAGACUACAAAAGCUCUCCUCAAUACAAACGACAAUGCCGACGAGCCAAAGACAAGUUUGGCGUCAAGGAUUUUCAACAGUGCAGUAAAAUAUGCAAAUGCUGAUGUUGCAAUUUUUCUACUUCAAAAUUACGGAAAUGUUGAGGACGCAGAUUUCAAAGUGAGCCCAAGUGCUUUGCUUGAUGUCUCGAAGUGGGACGAUUCUCACGACAAAUCAGUAGAACUAUGUCGCUGGCUGGUGGAAAAACGACGAUUCAAAGUUUAUGAAAAUGACGUAAAAGGACAUGAUGCUAUUUUCUAUGCAGAAAAAAGAGGCAAUUCAGAGUUAUGCACAUACCUAAAGGAACGUUAAAAUCCAUAUGAACACAUCGCAUGCGCCUUGAAAAAAUUUUGAGAUGUGCAUUUUGUGUAAAAUACAUUUUGUUGCUAAUUUAAGUCCGGUAAACACACCAAUUUCAAACAUAAAACUAAUUAUUUUUUUCAUUUAGCUAAUUUUAAGGAGUAAAAUUAUGUUUUUACAUGUAAUUGCUAAGUAAAAUGAAUAAAAAAAGUAUGA